AUGCUACACACAGGUGCAAAGCAACAGAAAACGAAAACCAAAAUUCGUCCCCCUAGGAAGUCGGGCUCAAAAACCGAGGUCAAUCCAGAGGAAUCGUGGAAACUACUCUCAACUGCGAUUCAUGACAUUCAAAAUAAAAACGCCUCAAAAUGGUCGUUUGAACAACUAUACAGAAUAGCCUAUAAUCUGGUGAUCUCCAAGAAUGGUAAGUUUUUAUAUCAGCAUGUACGUGACGAAAUCGUUGAUCAUUUAGAAAAAAACGUUAGAGGUAUAAUUGAGGAACUCUUGAUCACUCAACACUCAAAUGAGCAAGAAAUUGAUAAGUUUGAAGCUGCUAAGAUCAUUAAUUCAUUCAAUUCUAUAUGGGACGAUCAUUUGAUUUCCAUUUGGUUGAUCAGCCAAGUAGUAAUGUACAUGGAUCGUACUUUUACAAAAGAAAAUCAGUUACCGCUAAUCUACGAUGUUGGUCUGCUUGUUUUCCAGAACUCAAUAGUGAUGCAUGAACUAGAUCAUAAUAACACGACAAUUGGUGAACAACUAAUCAAUGUGUUCAUAAAUUACUUUAAUCUAAAUAGGAAUGGUGACAUAAUUGAUAAAUUUAUGUUGAAAUCCACGAUUAGUAUCUUUGAGUCAUUAUCAGAUCCGGAAGGUAACACUUACUAUUCCAAGUUUUUUGAACCUGAGUUGUUGCGUUCCUCUCAUGAAUAUUAUGCAAAGAAAGUCAAAGAGUUGCUGGAUUAUCAAAGUGGUACUAUUUACGUCACAAAAGUUAUUGAUUUGAUCAACGAUGAACUUGCUAGGUUUCAAAUUUUCAUUCCUGAUCAGACAACCAAUAAACUAAAGGACUUGAUGUACACCGAUUUGGUAUUUUUGAAUAUCAAACAUAUUCUAAAACUUGAAAAUGAUGGACUACAGAAGUGGAUUGAGACUAGGGACUAUGAUUUACUUGGAAAGGUCUAUAAAUUAACUUCACGAACGGAAUCAACUAAGGACAUUUUCAAAGAAUGCCUGAAAACUAUCAUCAUCAAAAAGGGUGAACACUUAAAGGAAAUAUCUAAAAUUCAAACAAAUGAAAGCCAAACGACAAAUAUAGAUAUUGAUGAAAAGAAGAAAAAGUCCAAAAAAUCAAAUAAGGAACUAAACACACUCUUUGCUAUUAAUUAUAUCAGGAAUUUUAUUAUUGCCAAAUCUAAUUAUGAUCUGAUUAUAAUUAAGUCGCUUGAUGGGGAUAUUGAAAUGCACAAAGAGGUGGAGCAGGCCUGUUCCACAUUUCUGAAUGAAAAUAAUAGAGUUCAGGAAUAUUUAUCUUUAUUUAUUGAUGACUGCAUCAAAAAAUCACUGAAAGACAAAUCGCAUAAGGAAGUUGACGAAAUAUUCAAUGAAUCUAUAAGUAUAUUCAGGUAUAUCAAGGAUAAAGACAUUUUUGAAAAAUAUUAUAAAAAUCACCUUGCAAAAAGACUUUUGAAUAAUAAAUCUAUAUCUAAUGAACUUGAGUUGAUGAUGAUUAACAGGUUAAAAACAGAGGCAGGGUCAAGUUUUACCACCAAGUUAGAGGGAAUGGUCAAAGAUAUCAAAACUUCCGAAGACAUUACAAAAAUGUAUGAGCAAAGCAUCGCAAAUACCUCUCUAUUAUCAGACCUAGCGAGAAUGAACGGUGGGCGAGAAUUUGAAGUUGAUUAUUCCAUUCUUACCCCAAAUAACUGGCCAAUACCAGUUAAUAAAACUAUGCAGGAUAUUGAUUAUGUUCCAGCAUUGGAUAUUGCCAAAGCUUCUUUUGAAAAGUUUUAUCACAGCACCUACAAUGGUAGAAAUUUAACUUGGGCUCCAAAUAUGUGUACAAUUGAUUUAAAGAUGAACUUUCCUAGUAAAUCCUACCUAAUUAAUAUGCCUACUCUAGCAGCUUUUAUUAUCUUAACAUGUUUUAAUGAUGACGACACAGAAGAUGGUACUAAAUCUCUUACUUUUGAGGAAAUAAAAGGUAAAACCAAGAUACCAGAACAAGAUUUAGUUCGCCACUUACAAAGCAUUGCAGUUGCACCUAAGACGAGAAUUUUAAAAAAGGUACCAAUGUCGAGGGACAUUCGGCCAACAGAUAGCUUUAGUUUAAACUUAGAGUUCAAGAGCCCACAGACAAAAUUCAAAAUACUUGCCGUGUCUGUGUCAUCGUCCUCUAAAAACUCCGGCGGAAAAUUGGAUGCAACAAGCUCAACAUCUAAAGUUGAAAGUGAAGCUGAGCAUGUUGAGACACUGGCCUCUGUCCAAAAAUCUCGUGAACUUGAAGUCGACGCCGCAAUUGUCAGAAUAAUGAAGGCACGUAAAUCGGCCAAAUAUCAAGUCUUAGUCACCGACGUGGUUAGAAUAAUUGGUGACGUCAGCAAGAGGUUUAGACCUCAGCCUUCGUUAGUGAAAAGUAGAAUUGAGGAAUUGGUAGAGAAGGAAUAUUUGCGUCGUGAUGCAGAUGACAGAGAAUUGUUUUGGUACGUAGCUUAG
Pichia kudriavzevii is the source of this 2490-nucleotide messenger RNA. RefSeq lists its product as uncharacterized. The record is from RefSeq and is a predicted model, not a curated record. The transcript has a single exon. Gene Ontology annotation, cellular component: Cul3-RING ubiquitin ligase complex. Gene Ontology annotation, molecular function: ubiquitin protein ligase binding. Bases 1 to 2490 code for a protein of 829 amino acids. Lineage: Eukaryota; Fungi; Ascomycota; Pichiomycetes; Pichiales; Pichiaceae. Gene Ontology annotation, biological process: protein ubiquitination; ubiquitin-dependent protein catabolic process.